UCACUACGCACUACGCACCACGCACCACGCAUUCUCCCCCUCUCCACCAUGUCGAGGGCGCCGCCGACAUCGCCGCGGAUCAAGCGGCGGCGCUUGAGUCAUGACGAGGACAGCGAUUCAGCUGCAGCUGCGGGCCCAUCUCGUUGGCCCGCGCCCGCUACCACGACGCUCGACUCGAAUCUCUCGGACGAAGUUCUCCUCGCCGUGUUUAGCAACCUCGCAGCUAGGGACCUCACACGACUGCAAUCUGUAUCACAAAGGAUCAAUAGACUAGCCCAAGAUCCGCAGCUGUGGAAGAGGCUCUUCUACAACGUCUUUGUUCAGCAACCGCGAUUGCCUACCCUCUCCGGCCUCAGAUCCCUGCUAGCCAAUGACACGACACCAUCGCAGCGGAUACGUGGCUUGCCAUCACGCUACUACAGCGGGCACACGCACGACGUCAAGGGCAAGGCUAGGGCCGUCGAUCAAGAAGAUGUACGUCACGAUGGUCUCGAUUGGCAAUCCCUCUAUCGAGUCAGCGCCAAUUGGCAGUCUGGCAACUUUGCGGUAACGGAAUUGCUCGCCAGGGCAGGCAAAGUAGCCCAGCCAGUCGAACCGUCCACGCCGCGAAGCUCCUUGGCUGGACCAGAUCGACCCCUGACGCUCGUCCAGUCGGCUGCCAACCUCAUCUUCACGGCGUCGAGACAAGAGGGCAGCGAGGCAGUCGUGCGCGUCUAUCGAUGUGAUGCGCAGCAGAGGAGCCCACGUACGCAGCAGGGGAGCCAAGACGUUCAGGAGCCGCACGAUCCUACAAAGAGUCGCCCAAUCGCCGAGCUGCGUUCGCCGCGGCUCAGCAACUCCAAGGCAACCAUCACCGAGCUGCGUGUGGACGUCGCGACUUCGGGUGCCGCGACCUCGAGCGUCGCCAACCUCUUCGUCGCCUACUCAGACUCGACUUGGUCCAUCUUCCGCGUGACGAGCUCCCUUGAUCACCAGGAAGUCGUGCACCUCACGCCGCCAGCCUCAACGACGACGCCUAUUGUCCUCGCGUCGUUCCAUUGGCCCCUCGUCGCAACUUGCACGGCCGAUUUUCACAUCUCAUUAUACCAAUUGGGCGAUUCGCAGCAACCGCACCUCCUCAAGCAGAUGCACAGUCUCACUUGCCACUGGCCAGCAACGAUCUCGUUGGCCCCGUUCCAAGUCGAAGGGCCCAGAUCGAAGCUGGGCAAGCGGAGGCGUUCCUCGACCGAGCAGCAGUCGCAGUCGCGACAGCCCUCCACCUUUCGCCUCACGGUAGCCUAUUGUAGUCCAGCCUAUCCGCAUGGGUGGACGCUGGCUUUACAGGAGAUAGUCCUCGAUUUGCGAAAAGGUGCGGGCGGCUUCGUCUCGAGUCGCUUUGCCACCGCUCCGUCUCAACACGCCGCCUCGCGCUCUCGCGACAACGCCGCACAGCGCUCCGCCGCGCCACCACUCGCGAUCACUUACGACGACCCCUACCUGGUCGUGGGUUCCCAAGACAACCAUCUCGAAGUCUACGAGCUGCGCGGUGACGUCGCGCCCGCACCACUCCGUCUAGCGCAUCGUCGCGUCCUCUACGGUCACAUGGGCAGCGUCCUCAGCGUCGCUCUCGAAGAUGGCCGCUGCGUCAGUGGGUCGAGCGACGGCAGCGUCAUGGUAUGGGCUCUUGCUGAUCGCCCUCGUCUCAACAAGACGCGCAUGGACCACGUCGUGACAUUGCGCAGCGACAAGCAGGCGGGCACAGGUGGAAUACCUACUCUCAGUGACCUCCUGGCUCGCGUCCGCAAGGAAGGCAUGCCUCCCGUACCUCACGCAAUCAAGUGGGUCAGUACCGCCUACGAUCGCGUCCUCUCCGUGUUGGGCAGCGAAGACGAGCAGGUGCAGGUGUGGAGCUUCACGGCGUGACCUCUAGGAUGGGCAGCGGUAACCGUUUCUGAGCGUAGCGCGCACCGGAGAUGUACAUUCAUAUAUCGAAUCUACAAAGAGAGCCGUGCUUAUUGUUUCGUGCGCGACCAUGAGGGCCGAGCGAGGGUGGUUUUGAGUGGUUGGCCGUUAAAGAUGUACGACGUUAGAAGCAGCUCAAACGCAACGACAGCCACAGCGUGCUCGUCGAAGGGGCCCGUUCUCCCUGAGCAUGUUGGAGAUGGAGAAGCCGAGCUGCACCUUGGAGUGCUCUUGGCUGAGCCUCCCCGCGGCGACCUUCUCCUCCCCUACCCUCCCCACCCAGGCCCGAAGCUCGCGACGAUGUUGCUCCAUUUCGGAGAGGUUGA
Molecule: messenger RNA, 2267 nt
Organism: Jaminaea rosea
Lineage: Eukaryota; Fungi; Basidiomycota; Exobasidiomycetes; Microstromatales
Exons: 2
Coding region: 49-1902 (617 amino acids)
Biological process (GO): SCF-dependent proteasomal ubiquitin-dependent protein catabolic process
Cellular component (GO): SCF ubiquitin ligase complex
Molecular function (GO): protein binding
Source: RefSeq, a predicted model, not a curated record